AUGAAACAUUUCUUAAAACAUUCAUGGGUCGCCCUUGGGGCAGGAGUUGUCACUGUAACGGCUUUAUAUGCGCUUUCAUUUGUUCCCUGGGUUCGAGUUAGCCUAACUGAACUUGGUUUGUACUGUUGUGACCCUCUAUUACACUGUCUUGAUGCUGCGAAGAGAAAGGUCGCAUCUUCUCUUAGAAAUAAAGGGUUGUUGUUCGUGGAUGAUUUGUCCAAUGCCCAGCUGAGUUGUAUUUUUGAAGUGGCUGACUUUUUCAGGAAAAAACUUAACCAGCGACUAAAUCUUGAACUCCUGGCCGGAAAGGUCAUGACAACCCUCUUCUGCGAACCCAGUACUAGGACAAGAUGUUCAUUCGAGACGGCAAUGCUAAAGUUAGGUGGUAAGGUGGUUUCAGUGACUGAUUCUGGAUCAUCAUUCACAAAGGGCGAAAGCAUCGAUGAUUCAGUUAGAGUUUUAUCGUCAUACAGUGACGUUUUGGUGCUCCGUCACCCUGAAACUAAUGUUAUUCAACGUGUUAAACACCAAUGUAUGGUUCCUUUGAUUAAUGCAGGAGAUGGUUCAGGAGAACACCCAACUCAAGCACUACUUGAUUUAUAUACCAUCAAUAGAUACUUCCCAGUAUUCUCAUCUGAAAAGGAGAUUACAGUGUGUUUGGUAGGAGACCUUAAAUAUGCUAGGACAACUCACUCUCUUGUAAGGCUUUUGAGUCGAUUUAAUGUUGUUUUGAGAUACGUCUCAACACCCUCACUUCAAAUGCCAACUCAAAUUCAACGUGAAGUUGAACAGAACUUUGCAAAAUACAAUAUUCCUGAUUUGGCUUUUCCAAGGCAAACUAGUUUCAAAAAGCUUAGUGAUGCACUUGAUAAUGUGGAUGUCAUUUAUGUUACAAGAAUUCAAAAGGAACGAAUGACACCUUCAGAACUCCCAUCACCAAAGGAGUCCUUUAAAGUUGACAAGAAUGUAAUGUCAGUGCUACCAAAACAUGCCAAGGUUUUACACCCAUUACCGAGAGUGGAAGAGGUUUCGUUAGACGUCGAUUCUGACGAAAGGUGCGUAUUCUUCGAACAAGCUGAAAACGGAUUAUAUGUUAGAAUGGCUCUGCUGUAUCUGAUUUUAAACAAGUGUUAA
Molecule: messenger RNA, 1134 nt
Organism: Theileria annulata
Lineage: Eukaryota; Apicomplexa; Aconoidasida; Piroplasmida; Theileriidae
Product: aspartate transcarbamoylase, putative
Exons: 3
Coding region: 1-1134 (377 amino acids)
Biological process (GO): 'de novo' pyrimidine nucleobase biosynthetic process; amino acid metabolic process
Molecular function (GO): amino acid binding; aspartate carbamoyltransferase activity
Source: RefSeq, a predicted model, not a curated record